AUGGCGUCAGGUCGGAGCUUCAAGUUGAGUAGCGGGUACAGCAUGCCCGUCGUUGGCCUGGGUACAUGGCAAUCGAAGAAUGAUGAGGUCUGUCAAGCGGUGAAGACAGCUCUGGAAGCAGGCUACCGACACAUCGACGCGGCUGCUGUGUACGGCAACGAAAAGCAAGUUGGAGACGGCAUCAAGACGUCGGGAGUCCCGCGUAGUGAAAUAUUCUUAACCAGCAAGCUAUGGAACACCCACCACGAACCUGAACAUGUCGAGGAAGCAGUGAAUAAAUCACUCGCUGAUCUGCAAACUGAUUACCUUGAUCUAUACCUGAUUCACUGGCCGGUAGCGUUCCGACACUCCAAUGAAACCAUUCAGCCGGUGGAUGCCAAGACAGGCCUCAUCGACGUUAUUGAUGUACCUAUCAAGGACACGUGGGCAGCGAUGGAACGACUUGUGGAGCAAGGAAAGAUUCGGACAAUCGGGGUUAGCAACUUCACCCAGGCGAAGAUAGAGGAAUUGUUCAAGACUGCCAGAAUUCGGCCUGCUGUGAACCAAAUUGAAGCCCAUCCUUACCUUCAGCAACGAGAAUUGCUUCAGUGGUCUAAGGACAAUCAAAUCGUCAUUACAGGUUAUUCUCCUCUUGGAAACAAUAUUUACAAUAUUCCUCGUGCUGUUGACGAUGACUUGGUAAUUGAAGUUGCCCGUCAACUGGGUAAAACACCGGCGCAAGUGUUGAUCAGCUGGGCGGUUCAACGCGGGACGGUGGUUCUUCCCAAGUCCAUUACGCCCGAGAGAAUCCGGAGCAACUUCGAUGACUUCAUACUCCCCGAGGACGCUUUCGAAGCUAUACAGAGCCUGGAGAAGCACCAACGCAUGAACUUCCCCGCGAGACUAGGCGUUGAUAUCUUUGGCGAAGUGGGUGAGGCCAGCGCUCGUGAAAGUGCACUGGCCUGGGCUGCGGAGCAGAAGAAGCUUGCCAGCCCUUGA
Molecule: messenger RNA, 978 nt
Organism: Aspergillus pseudotamarii
Lineage: Eukaryota; Fungi; Ascomycota; Eurotiomycetes; Eurotiales; Aspergillaceae
Product: aldo/keto reductase
Exons: 8
Coding region: 1-978 (325 amino acids)
Cellular component (GO): cytosol
Molecular function (GO): aldose reductase (NADPH) activity
Source: RefSeq, a predicted model, not a curated record